GUAGCACACUCACAAUCGAGUUUGAGUGUGACCGAAACUUCACUGUGGGAGUGAUGGAAGAUCGUAAAGUCUAUCGAACAGUCGUUGAGGGAGAAGCUUCAGAAUCCGACGACGAUGAUGCUGAUAAAUGUCCAUCAGCUACAGAUGCACCACAGGGGGUGGUUGUCUCUGGAGAGGCACCCGAAUCAGACGAAGAAGUUGAUACAAGUAAUCAAAACAACCAAGAGCUGCCUGUUCUAAAAGUUGAUUUUCAGAAAUGUGAAACUGACCAGGCGAUUGAUCCAUCAAAGCUUCCUACACUAGAAACAACAAGGAUGGUAACUAGCAGGCCAAAGUAUGAUACGUUACUUCACAGAAAACUGAGGGAGAAAAAUCUUGCAUUCCAUCAUCAUCUGGUUGAGAUAGGAAGUCAAGCUUACUUGUCAUCAGCGAAACAGCUACAGAACAUUACACAAAACCUGCUGAAAUCACAUAAAGCUAUUCAGGAUAUUUCCCACAACAUGCGUCUUUUAACAAACGACUUGUUUCACCUGGAAGACAAGAUUGACAUCAUUGCAACUUGCCAUCUUCUACCAGACAUCAAUAUAUCUAAAUGAGACCGACCCUUUCAAAACAUUCAUCUUUUGACUAUUUAUUGUACAUUUAAUAUUAUUGUUACAGUUCAUGUAUAAUACAUUGUUAUUGCAUUAAACAAAGCAUUUUAAUAUCUUAAGAGUA
Gigantopelta aegis is the source of this 717-nucleotide messenger RNA. RefSeq names its product biogenesis of lysosome-related organelles complex 1 subunit 3-like. Gene Ontology annotation, cellular component: BLOC-1 complex. The record is from RefSeq and is a predicted model, not a curated record. The transcript is spliced from 6 exons. Bases 54 to 596 code for a protein of 180 amino acids. Lineage: Eukaryota; Metazoa; Mollusca; Gastropoda; Neomphalida; Peltospiridae.